This is a messenger RNA of Colius striatus (speckled mousebird), 2031 nucleotides long. RefSeq names its product leucine rich repeat protein 1 (gene LRR1). The transcript has 4 exons. Bases 34 to 1293 code for a protein of 419 amino acids. The record is from RefSeq and is a predicted model, not a curated record. Gene Ontology annotation, molecular function: protein binding. NCBI's taxonomy places the organism in Eukaryota, Metazoa, Chordata, Aves, Coliiformes, Coliidae.
CGGCGCCGCGAGUCGGCGGCGGGGCCCGCGGCGAUGCGGCUGCAGUGCGAGGUGGAGGUGGUGAGCCGGCUGCUGCCCACCUGCGGGCUGCGGGGCCGCGGCCGCGGCACCAGGGCGCUCCUUUCGCUCGGCCGCCCGCCCGGGCGGGCGCGGGGCGGCGGCGUUUACCUCAUGGUGUGCACGGCGCGGGACCGGGUCGGUACUCGCUACAAGGUGCAGGAGAACAUCGAGCGGUUCUUCACCCGGUUCGUGGAGGAGGGCAAGGCCACCCUGCGCCUGCGGGAGCCCGCCGUGGACGUCUGCCUCAGCAAGGCAAAUGCCAGCAAUUUGAAGAGUUUCCUUUCAGCUGUGAGACUGGCUCACCAAGGGACCGACGCAGGAGCUCUCCCGCUCUCAUCUCUGGUACCAGCAAAGACCUCAGAAGUUGAAAAACCCAAGACAAAAAUGAUCAUAACUUCAAGAAGGGACUAUCCUCUCACCAAGAACUUCCCUUACUCCCUCGAACAUCUCCAAGCCUCCUACUGCAAACUGGCUCGCAUCGACAUGCGCGUGCUCUGCUUGAAGAAACUCCGGAAACUGGACCUAAGUCAUAAUCACAUCAAGCAGCUGCCAGCCACUAUUGGUGACCUGACGUGUCUUCAGGAGCUGAAUCUGCACGACAAUCACCUGGAGUCCUUCAGUGGGGCUCUGUGCAACUCCACCCUUCAGAAAUCCCUACAGUUCUUGGACCUCAGCCAAAACAAAAUCAAGGCACUUCCCAUUCAGUUUUGCCAGCUGCGAGAACUCGUUAAUUUGAAGCUGGAUGACAAUGAGUUGAUUAGGCUGCCCUUCAAGAUCGGCCAGUUGGAUCGUCUACGCUUUCUGUCAGCAGCUAGAAACAAACUUCCUUUCUUGCCCAGCGAUUUUAGGAAACUCUGUCUUGAGAACUUGGACCUCUUUGGAAAUCCUUUUGAGCAGCCUAACCUGCUUGUUCCCAACAUACAGCUGAAAAUACCUUUGACUCUGUUAGAGUGUGCUGCAAGGGCAACCCUGAAUCACAGAAUCCCUUAUGGUUGUCAUCUCCUUCCAUCUCACCUUUGUGAAGAUCUGGAAGUGGCUAAAACCUGCCAGUGCGGAAGCGCCUGUCUGAGCAGCUUCAUUCAGAUCACGGUGACCAUGAAUCUCCAUCACGUAGCUCACACUGUGGUCCUCGUGGAUAACAUGGGAGGUACGGAGGCACCCGUCAUCUGCUACUUCUGCUCUCUAGACUGCUAUUCCCAGUUCCUGGACAGGUACCUGCAGAGUAAUGGGUGACCCUUACUGGGCACAAAAGCUCUGCCUGAAGUCCUGUCCAGUGACAGAGGAGUCUGAAAUGGUUUUCUGCUUGUUGCCCACACAUACUGUCACAGGAUAGCAAACGUCAGUCUUGCAGUGAGAGACACUGUCAGCCUGAUCCGAUCGCCUGAGUAUUCUUCCACUGCUAGGAUCUCAUUGGUUGGAACAAAAAGCAAUGUGUAGCUUGAAUGAAUCUUCCUCAGAAUGUAUUUUGCUUCCUUUUUCCUGUUACUGUGAGUUCUGGUGUGUUCCCUUUGUUUUGUGGUGCCAGUGGUUUCUCCUGGCUAGGAGAAGGAAGGUGACCACCUAAUCAAAGUGCUUAGCUUACUCACACUUGAGGCUCUGAACUCUGCCAGCAGAUGAGUGUUUUAUCACUGAGCUGAGCCCUUCCCACCUUGUUCACUGUCAAGCAGCUUGGUGGGCUGCUGUGAGAAGAGAUUGUGGUGUGAGCAGUUCGAAACUGGUCAUGUCAGUCCAGGUGUUUCUUGAUAAAAAAGUUCUGUUGCAGCGUUCUGACCUCAGGCAGGGACCAGCAUUGCUGGGUUUUUUUACCAGAGCAAAUGUUUUGGGGUUUAUCUCUUUGUGAUACAAGAAAUGUCUUUUUCUAUAUAUAUGUGACCGAAACUUUUUGUUUCUUAAUUCUCAUGUUUUAAAGUUCCUUGAAUUGUUCACUGUGUCUACUCAUUAAACUUGGAAACCCUUCUGUGUACACAUGAA